AUGGCUUCGGCUCAAUCUGUGCUCACAUUUGCUGUUUGUAUCUUAUUAAUAUCUGAAGUUAUAUUGGCAAAAAAGACUUACUAUGAUAUUUUGGGGGUCCCAAAAAAUGCUUCAGAGCGACAGAUCAAGAAAGCUUUCCACAAGCUUGCAAUGAAGUAUCAUCCUGAUAAAAAUAAAAGCCCUGAUGCAGAGGCUAAAUUUCGAGAAAUAGCUGAAGCAUAUGAGACCCUUUCUGAUGAAAAUAAACGGAAGGAGUAUGACCAAUUUGGCCAUGAUGCCUUUACAAAUGGUGGAAGAGGAGGAGGCGGCGGCAGCAAUGAAAAGUAUUUCCACCAGAAUUUCAAUUUUGAAGACCUCCUCAAAGAAUUUGACUUUUUCGGAGAGAGUCAGCACACUAGAUCAAAAAGACACUUUGAAAACCACCAUUUUAGGAGCCACCAGGAUCCUUCUAGCAGGCACAGGCGUCACUUUGAUGACUUUGCAUUCAGCGGAGGUUUAUUUAAUGACAUGUUUGAAGAUAUGGAAAAAAUGUUUACAUUUGGUAGCUUUGGGGAUGCACCACGGCACAAUAUAAGAACUGAGCAGAGGUUUCGGGGGUCCAGCAAGCAUUGUAGAACUGUCACUCAGCGAAGAGGAAAUAUGGUUACAACAUACACAGAUUGUUCAGGGCAGUGA
Messenger RNA from Staurois parvus, 675 nucleotides. The record is from the annotation of a GenBank genome assembly. Lineage: Eukaryota; Metazoa; Chordata; Amphibia; Anura; Ranidae.